AUGCACGCACCAGACGCCACAGCUCGGGCUGCCAGCAGCAGCAGCGCCGGCAGCACGCCCUGGUCCUGGGACCGCCUGCCCGAGGCCGCCGCCCAGAUCGUCCUGCAUUACCUCAUCCAAGGCCACGCCAAGACCGCGCGGCUGGUGUGCUCCGCAUGGCGGGACACCCUCGACGGCCAGGCCACCCGGGUGACGCUGAUGACGUGGCCUGGCCGGCGGUACGCCCCCUGUGACGCCGCCGGCCCCUCCAGGUCGCGCGAAGCGCCGGCGGCCGCCGGCCCUGGCCCGCUGUGGCCUGUGCACGUCGCGGCGCCCAACGCGACGGCGGUGGACCUGUCGCCGCUCCCGCCGGACGGGGAGGGGGGGCAGCUGGUGGCCCUGCUGCAAGACGUGGCGCGACUCACGGGCGGCCGCCGGGAAGUCCUCGUUUAUUUGCACCCCACAGAGCAGCCGCGGCAGCGCCCGGCUCAGCUGCUGACGCAGCUGACCCUCGGCUGGGGGGCGAUCGCCCUCGGAGAGAGCGCGGUCGCCACUGCCAGCGCGCCCCGCCGCUCGCGCCGCCUCCAGCAGCAGCAGCAGCAGCAGCAGCAGCAGCAGCUGCGGUCGAUCUCCUACGGCCACCGUCUCGAGCUACCCGAGGCCAUCUCAUCCCUCACGACCCUCAGGGCCCUCUCAAUCCUCGGCCCCUCGGCCAAUUACAGCCUCGCGGAGCCCCACCUGUUUGCCCACCCCGGCGCCGCCCUGCCGCCGGCGUUGUCCAGGCUUGGCCCGCGGCUCGAGUCGCUGGCUGUGGAAGGGCUGGUGCUGCCGCGGCGCCAGCUGGCGGCGUUCUCGGCGCUGACUAGGCUGGCACUGACCGGAUGGGACGCGGUGACAAAGAUGACGGUGCACCUGCACAAGCUGACGGCAUUGACUGAUCUUGACCUUUCCCUCGACAACUCGGCGCCAGACCCGGCGGCUGCAGGCCACCUGCUGCGGGCCGUGCUGCAGGAAAUCGCGCGCCUGAGGCCCCUGCGGCGCCUGCGGCUGUACUGGGGACCCCUGGAGGACGUCGUCCUGGCUGACGCGCUCGCCCCCGCGUCCGCCGCGCACGGCCGCUCCCUGGCGCGCCUCGACACCGACAUUUUCUACUUCGCCGCGUCGCCCGCUGAGCUGGCGCCGCUGAGUCAGCUGGCGGCCCUGCGGGAGCUGCGGCUGAUUGGCCUGCCGCGCAUGGACCCGCCCGAGCCAGACUCUGAGGGAGAGGACUGGGAGGAGCAGGUCGCCGCGGCCAGGGCGGCGGCCGCGGCGGCGGCGGCCGCGCCGCCGCCGCGGCUGCUGCCGGCCGGGCUCGAGGGCGUGACUUCUCUUGAGCUGUCGGCGAUGGAGUUGAUUCUUCCUGAGCGGAUCGUCCUGGGAGCGGGCGAGGGCCUGCGGCAGCUGCAACUGGAUACCAACGGCGGCCUGCGUCACCUGCCCGCAGACCUGGCGGCCUGCCGCUCGCUGACGUCACUCCGAAUCAGCGGGGCGCCGCUGAGGGACGGGCUGCCGGGGUGGGUGUCGGAGCUGACGGGGCUGCAGGAACUCAGCCUAUCCGGCGCCCGUCUCUCUGAAGUGCCCGCGUGGCUGCCGGAUCUCCCGCGGCUGACCCUGCUGAAGCUGUCAUAUGACGCAAUCCUUAUCAAAUGCCAGCCCCAGGCCGGCGCGCCGCCUCCGCUGCAGCGGCUCAGUCUGACGGUCGCCGACGCUCCCUUGAGCGAUUCGAACGAUUCGAACGAUUCCGACGAUUCGAACGGUUCUCACGACCCCUUGGCGGCGCUCAUGGGCCCACUACUGGGUCGCGGGGCGUCGACGGGCGGCCGGCCGGCGGCUGCAGGCGCCGUUCACGGCCCAGGGCCGCGGCAGGGGGGCGCGUACGGGGCGGCGCCUGGCCGCGCGCCCGGCGGCGGGCCUGCGCCGGCGUCGGGCGGCGUGGUGGGGCUGCGCGAUCUGAACCUCGGUGGCCUGAAGCUCCCUGAGCCCGGCCGGCUGCGCAUGAUGAACUGGGUGGCCGGCCUGAGGUGGCUACGGGUGCUGGCGGCGAGGUAUUGCGGCCUGGAGCGGCUGCCAGACGGCCUGCCGCCCUCCCUCCAGGACCUGGACGUCUCGUUCAACCAGAUCCGUGAUCUGCCCUCGGACCUGUCGAACCUUGUGGACCUCGAAAUCCUCAACGUCGCCUGCAACCCCUUUAGGUCGCUGCCGGCGGGGGUCACGCGCCUGCACUGCCUGCGCGAGCUGCACGUGAACCACUCCAAGCUCGAGGAGCUCCCGGUCAAUAUGGGGGCGAUGGUGUCACUGGAGGAUGUCUACGCGUCGUCCAACCCCGGCCUCUCGUCGCUGCCCCCAUGCCUGGGCGCCGCGCCCGCGCUGCGGCAGCUCCACCUCAGUGACACCGCCAUAGGCGGGCUGCCGCAGGAGUGGCUGCCGCAGGGGGGCCGCCCCCGCGCCAGCCGCCAAGCGGGCGGCGCGCGCGGGGGCGGCGGGGUGAUCGCGGUGCUGCCGGCGCUGGCGCUGCUGACGCUGCCGCCCGCGGCGCUGAGUCGCGACCCGGUGGUGGCCGCGUUCAAGGCACGGGGCGUCGCCGCGGUCGCGGAUGGGUGCAUAGACAUUGGCAGCGGCGGCGGGGCGGAGGACGACGAGGAUGACGACAGCGACGAGUGGGAGUAA
Molecule: messenger RNA, 2685 nt
Organism: Monoraphidium neglectum
Lineage: Eukaryota; Viridiplantae; Chlorophyta; Chlorophyceae; Sphaeropleales; Selenastraceae
Product: disease resistance protein (TIR-NBS-LRR class), putative
Exons: 9
Coding region: 1-2685 (894 amino acids)
Molecular function (GO): protein binding
Source: RefSeq, a predicted model, not a curated record